AUCAGUCCAAUUUGUGGUGUAAGGGAGCUGCCGCUGACAAUGGUGCACUUGGAACGGAUGAUACUGCAUGUGUUGUGGGUCACGGCCAUGUUGGCGAUAGGCGCCCGUGGAUUCCUCUUCCGACGGACAGACUGCCAGGUUUCGGAUUGGUCAUCGUGGUCCAAGCCGUUUGGGUUCGGGCAGGUGUCCCGAGAACGAGCUAUCCUCCGACACCCGUCCAACGGCGGCAGCCCCUGUCCACCAGACAUGGAGGAGAUCAAAAUGACAGGUCAAAGAGUCAGCAUCCAGUCCACUGCAAAAUCCAUCACAUCCAAUUUUAUGGUCCAGAACUCGCAAGCAAAUAGUUUGUCAGUGGGUUUCGUUCGUGAUUUGCUCGUCAUUGUGGAUGGUUCGGGAAGCAUAGGAGCAUCGGACUUCAAUGACGCUAAGAACCAACUGGCUCGCCUUUUGGGCAUGCUCUGCCCGGAACCAGACCCAUUUAAGACAAGGAGAAAGGUACAUCAGCAGGCGGCUCUGAUUGAGUUCUCGACCACUGUGCGGGAGAUCUUUGACUUUAAUGAUAAGGCGAACACAGUGGCAGUGCAGCAGGGCAUCAUAGGGAUGCCAUAUUUGAGCGGCCAAACAUGCACCGCUACCGCAUUCAACUACGCCCGUAGCACCAUGUUCACCGCCUCUAAAGGUAUGCGGAGCCAACCAAACGUGAAAAAGGAUGUGCUCAUCUUGACGGACGGAAAUUCGAAUUGUGGCGGGGACGCCGUUCAGGCAGCCAAGCUGCUUGGCAAGACGGCAAAUGUGUACGGGCUAAUUAUCGGCGGCCAAGACGAUGCUAGCAUACAAGAACUGACAGACUACGUUUCCUCGCCAAAAGACCAGCACCUGUUUACCGUGGAGGAUGCACAUGACCACCUGGAACAGCUAGUUACUCUCGUGGAGCAGGAGCUCAAGUCUAUCCCCUGUCAAUCAUUCGACAUUUGAAUGCGACCACCGCCAAUAUAGCAUGUUUAUUUAUUAACUGUAUUCUUGUUUUGGUUACCGGUUAAAAAGUUUUAAUUAUGUUAUUAACAAAAACGAUUUUCAAUCUGUUUUUAUUUAAACCGAAGCAUGGAAGUGAAAUAAGAGUACUUUAAGAUAAUUUCUAUCGAUGUAAGUAUCUUAAGAGAAGUGAGAGUAUAACAUAUAUAUUUAUCUUAAAGGAUAGCAUAAUCACACGAAAUAAAUCAUUAUCUCCGAAAACAUUUGGGAAAAUAAUAACAAUGCUUAAGGGAGGGCGUCUUUGGAAGCUAAAAUGAAUUUUGAUUUGUCCGCUUUUUCUGAUUGUGAAAAUGAGCACAACAUUGGGUAAAAAUGAAAAUAAAAACAGGUUCACUUGUGACGCUUAUAAUAAGUAAAGAUAAAUGAAGCUACGAAUAAUUUCUCUAUUGAUACGGCCCCUCCGAGAAUUAUAACAUAAUAUUUGUAUCUGUAAAUGAUCAUUACUAAUUUAUCUGGCUAUACAUAUAAAAUACCCUUUCAUAUAUUCUGUCAAACGAAUUUCAUUGACAACCGUCUUUCAAAUGUUUUAUUUCUUAAAUGAUCAUGCGCUAUAUUAACCUUUGUCAUUGAUGUAGAUAUAAGGAUAUGUACUGAAAUAAAUUUGUGUUCUGUU
Mya arenaria is the source of this 1645-nucleotide messenger RNA. RefSeq names its product collagen alpha-3(VI) chain-like. Lineage: Eukaryota; Metazoa; Mollusca; Bivalvia; Myida; Myidae. The coding region runs from base 40 to 975 and encodes 311 amino acids. The record is from RefSeq and is a predicted model, not a curated record. The transcript is spliced from 5 exons.